UGCAACCUUGAUUCUCAUCGGAUCGCCCGCAAGUCCUAUUUCCCCCCCCCUCGCUCCUCUCUUUCCAAAGCGCUGUUGACGCCAUUUUCCCCGGGGUUUUCUGUCAGAGAAAAAUCCAUCCACAUUUACUCCCCGGCACCGUUUGACAGCUCCCCGGGAGGCUGUCAUCCCAUCCGUCGCUUGUGUAAAAAACGUGUCUCGGCUAAAUGGAUUGUAAAUGAUCUUGAUGAAAUAUUCACACGUUAGAGCCGACUGUGUGGCAACAUUAGACAUGGAUUGUCCCUGGCUUCGAUGCGUUCCUGUGGGACUACGGACGCAAUCCCAGUAGCUGACUGACAGCACCAAGCAGCCCACCAGACCCCUGCGCUGAAUCUUCCCAUUGGCCGAUUGCCAGAGCUUCGCCCCCCCUCCCCCCCAUCCUGACUGGCUCUGGCGGGAGUGUGGAUGGAGCCGAGGGAUCUGGUUGGCUCAGCCCGACCCAAAGAGGCGGACCUUCGGGGAGGCAGGGCAGGGCCCGGCGAGGAGCAUCAACUGGCGGCGGGAGGCGCCGGGCCGGUGCACGGCGAUGACGUGAUUAACGGCGCUGCCAGUGAGGGGGAGGGGCUAGAGGAGCAAGGGGAGGGGCUUAUGGAGGAGCAGGAGUUCUCCAUCAAGGAAGCGAGUUUCCAGGAGGGAAGUCUCAAGUUGAAGAUCCAGACCACCAAGCGCACCAAGAAGCCGCCCAAGAGCCUCGAGAACUAUAUUUGCCCGCCAGAGAUCAGGAUGACCAUCCGACCUCCAGCUGGAGAGGGCAAAGGGGGGCGACAAGGGCGGACAGGAGGCGGGGCAGGAGCAGGGCGGGGCCCCAAGGACGAAGAGCGAGGUCCCCCGAGAAAAAGGACUUACGAGCGCCAGUUCAGAAUGCCUGAGCAGAGAGAGGGGGGUCUUCUGCAGCUACUGGGUGAUCCCGCUCCACCCAAACACCAGCCGCGCGGCGCCCUUCUCUCCAACGCCCAGCAAACGCAGCAUGGCCUCACUCAGAAGUUCCAGCACAGUCACACGCAGCCGCACCAAAUCAGUCCCGAUUGGAUCACGUCUGCGGCAGCUUUUUCCUCGCUGGGGCAACCGGCCGGCGUCGAGUCAUCCGGAGACUUGGUAGGAGGGAGCAGAGGGUCAUCGCUCGACGCGACGCAGCCUUACUGCCGGGCGGCGACCUCAAGCCCGUCUCCCCAGAGAUCCAUGACUCCGGACCUGCAGCUACCGGUGGUCACAGAUGCCAGCAUUCUCAACCUCACCUCACUGAGCAGGGGAAAGGGUUUGCAGGAGGUCAGCGAACAGCUCUUUGGAAACAUCAAGAGGAAGUAUGGAAGGAAAGACUCUCAGAGGAUGUUCGCGAACCCCCAGAGCGCUGAUGCACCUUGGGGAAGGCAGUCGGAGAGAGAGUCGGAGAGCCCCGCUAACUCUGAAGAGAGGCAGAGAUACAGGCAAGAAGGGAUGGCUGAGCAGUUCCAGGAAGCAAGGGAGGAACGAAGGAAAGAUGAGCGAGACCAAGCAAACAUCGGGAGGAGAGGCGAUGAAGAAGAGAGAGGAAUGCCUGUGCAGGCGGAGGACGGGAAAGGAAGAAAAAGGCGGCGGAGGCCUUCAUUUGAUGAGUCGUUUUCCAUGGAGGAGCGGUCCCAGCAGCAGACUCUGGAUACUCCAGAGAAGCCCCUGGUUGGACCCCCAGAACCUAAAAUAGCACACAAGAUAGAGGUCCACAAAAACGAUUCUCGACUUUCAAGUCAGAGGGACAGCAGUGCAGACAGGGUAGAAAAGGCAGAAAAAGCUGAUAGGAGGGAUAAAGCAGAGAGGGGAGAAAGAGGUGAGGCAGGUACAUGCGGACCUGACCAGGAAACCGAUCUGAGCUCCAACAGGGUGAAGAAAAACCCGGUGGGCCGACCCAAGAGCCUCACAGAUUCCCUGAAACUCAGAGAGGCAACAUACAAUCAGAUCAACAAACCCAGUCUUGGCAUGAACCCCAGACUCCCCAGCCCCAGCUCUAGAGUUAGCUUGAGUCCGACAUCCAGCCCUAAAUCCAGGAUUAACAUUAGUCCAAGUCCAAGUCCCAGACCAAGGAUGGACCUGAGUCCCAGUCCCAGUACUGGGAGCAGCCCUGCAGCCAAUUCCAGGCCAACUAAGGUCAACGAAAGGUGGUCCUACCUGAAAGCUAAGAAUCAUACCAGUCUCACCUCCCCUCAGAGAGACAGCAUGGGCAGCCCCUCCGCUCUGUCAGAUCCGCCCUCUGCCUUCCCAAUCACCCCCUCCAGUCCGCUCUACACCAACACCGACAGCCUAACCGUCCACGCCCCCAUCAAGAGGAAGCGUGGACGUCCCAAGAAGCAGCCGCUCCUGACCGUCGAGACGAUUCACGAGGGCACGUCCACCUCACCUCCGAGCCCGCUGGCGAAGGAGUCAAACCUGGGGAUAAGCCGCAGGAGAAAGAUGCACACGCUGAACCCGCUGGUGCACGCGGCGUCCUCGUCUCCCAGCGACGGUUUCAACAGUCUGAAGGUAAAGCGAGGCAGAGGUCAUCCCAGGGCGGUGAUCAAGACCAAGCUUGGGAAAAUGCAGAGCAUCCUGAACGAGAUCCUCUCUGGAUCCAGUCAGAACGGCUCCCUGGCUCUGAAGUCGGCUUCUGCUCCGGUUACCUCAGCCAUGAGUGCCAUGGCGACGACCAUCGAGGCUCGAUUGGGAAAGCAGAUCAAUGUCAGCAAGAGAGGAACCAUCUACAUCGGUAAGAAGCGAGGGCGUAAGCCCAGAGCGGAGACCCAAGGCUCUGUCACCCUCAAAGCUAGCAGGGACAAGCCCCAGAUGUCUCUGUCCAUGUCCAGUUUUUACGACAGCCCUGCAGUGCCUUCCACCAACUCGUCUCCCAGCUCAUGCGCUCCGUCGCUGAGAGCCAGCAACACAGACGCCACCAUGCCGAGUUUGCAGCCCAUCUCAGCCCUGCCCGCCAAACCGUCAGGAAGAGGAUUUCUCUCUGGCGGCUGGAAACUUUCUCCUCCUCGCCUCCUGGCUAACUCACCCUCCCACCUGUCGGAGGGGGCAUCGGUGAAGGAGGUGACCCUGUCCCCCAUCAGCGAGUCCCACAGCGAGGAGACGAUCCCCAGCGACAGCGGGAUUGGGACAGACAACAACAGCACCUCGGAUCAAACUGAAAAGGGUCCCGCCUCUCGUCGCAGGUACUCGUUUGAUCUCUGCGGGUUCGAAUCCCCGGAGGCCGCCGCUCUGGACACGUCCACCAGGGGGAGCAGACCGCGCUGUGAACGAAAAGUUACUGCCGUGGACAGCUAUCUGUCACAGCAGGAGAAGAAGCAGAAACAUCACCGGAGGAAGAGGAAAUGCCUGCAGACUCGGGACCAUCUUCACUUUCUCUCUGAACUGGAAGAGGUUGUGUUAAAGUUCCAGCAGCUGCGGGUUUCUCACAGGCUGUACACCUGCUACCCUCAGCAUCCGUACCCGUCUAUCUUCCGGCUCAACUUUCACCAUUACUACCCGCUCAGCUACGACUCCUACGCCUGCGACUCCGGCUCGUACCUGCGCAGGAGUGCAGACCUGAAGGCCAAACGGAGGCGUGGCCGUCCGGCCAAAGCCAGCGAACCGAUCACAUCCAAGCUGCCGUUUGUCCCCGGAUAUGGCUACGCGCUAGGAGGGGGGAAUUACUAUGCAGCGCCAUAUGCGAUGCCUUACGCACCUCCUCUGAAUCUAGGCUACUUCCCCCCGACGCCACCGUUUUACCUGCCCCACCACUCGCUUGGGCCUGCACCCCCGUCCCCUUUCAUGAGGCCCGCCGUCCCACCGCCAAAGGCCUUCCUCUCGAGCGGGCACCCCAAACUGCAGGUGGGGGCGAAGAUCCGCAGUGCCAGUGGCCCCCUGCAGGGCCCCACUGUGAGAUCGGAGGCUCUGGGCUCCCUGAGCGGCGGCAGUGCAGGCGGUCUGGCCGGGGUCCGCCUUCAUAAGAGAAAGCACAAACACAAGCACAAGCACAAGGACGAGCCUCUCCUUUCCCCGCGGGACCGCCAGGAGCUGGGCGGACUUUUCAGCGGCGCCAAGAUCAACGUGCGGCUCGGCAUGCUGAGCGAGAGGAGGGACUUGGCCGGUCAGGGUUCCUCAAAGCAUCUGGAGAAGCAGAGGGGCAACGCGAGGGGCCCCAACCUGGGGUCCGGCCUGGGGAUUUUCGAGUCGGACCAGCUGUCCGGCCACGCGCUCGCCGACGGCCAGUUCCACUCCCGUCAGACUGCACAGCCUGCGAAGGGCUUCAUGAGCGGCUACGGCAGCCAAUCGCAGCGGUCGGAGGCGGCCUCUGACCUUUUCUCGGGGUUACGGGAGGAUGAGUGUGCCGGGAGGAGCAGAAGGACUAGGCUCGCUGUCUUCGGAGAUCAGGGCUUAAUGUCUUUCCAAACGGCCAGGCAGGAGCCGGAGCAGAUGAACGAGCGUUCUAGUCCAGCUCUCACUGGUGUCCCCGGUAAGAGGAGGUAUAAACGCCGUGAGGUGGAACAGAUCCAGAAGGACGUCAGGAGGAUGCAUUCUUUGAACUUUGAUCACGUGCAGAAGAUCCUACGUGCGAAGCGUCUGCAGCGACAAGCCAAAACAGGAAAUAAUGUCAUCAAGCGGCGGCCCGGGCGGCCCCGAAAGCAGCCCCUGGAGGAGUCGCAGCCGGCCAGCAUGAGGGAGGAAGUCUGGGCCGACGCUCGAGGUCUGGACGUUCCGGCCAGCAGGAAAGGCGACGGCAGGACUUUGGGGAUGCCCGUCCUGGAGAGGUGCGACAACCUGCCGGGUCGGCACAGCCUCAGGCCGAGCCUGGCCCUGGAGUCUCACGAGCUCCCCGCUCACGACUCCAUCGCAGCGACUAUCGAGACGGUGGUGCACCAGGCGCGAUGCGUCCCUCCUCCCGGGAAUAAGGAGGGCAAACGCAGAGGCAGGGGCCACAGCAGGGACCAACUGUGGGCGCCUGGCAGUCAGUAGACGCCCUGAACUGACGGUAGAGCAGCUACCAGAAUCAGAGCUGCUUCAGGCCUAACAGAUGCAGUGCCCUUAAAGCGGGAACCCUUUGAUGCACUUUGACUUGUGUCUCCUCCUCCGGUCGGUGGAGAGGAGCCCAGGCGGCGGAGCGGUAACGGAGGAGCGACAGCCUCCCUCCGUCUGCAGAAACCCCGACCAGACAACGGGCUUCUCAAACACCCUCCGGACCUGUUUUCACAUCGGCACUCUACGGUACUCUGCGAUACUGAAUCUGAUGCUAUAAAAGUGUGUGGUACUUAUGAUAGAGUAGGAUUUCAUGUGAUUCUUUAUGUAUCUGAUACAGUGACGUGUAUGGUACUUUACGAUACAGUAUCUGAAUGUGGCUUUAGCCAUAUAUUUACCAGCAAAGGGGAAGUGGGUGGGGGUGGUUCAUAUAAAACUGUGCAGCUCUGCUUAUUUUUUUGCCUUUUUGUGGAAGCUUGUGAGACAUGCAGGAUAACACAUCAGUAAUUAACCCUCCCUAACCUGUCUGGGAUAUUUUCUUUUCUUUUCCCCCCUUACCAUUUUCUAAGGUUUCUCGCCCACUUUUCGAAGAAAUUCACACUUCCUUGGCAGCUCAUCUUCCCCGUUUAACCCCCAAUUCUCCUCAGUUUUGCUCCUACUGAUGUUUUCAAUCUGCAGUCCUUGAGCUUCCUUGUUUUCAGUCUGUCUGUCGUGUAUUUCUCCCGUCUCGCUCAGGCCUCUCCUGGGCAGGGAAUCAAAAGGCAAUACGGUGGCUAAAACUUGUCCCCCGACUGUACAUAGAACUAAAAAAGUCCACUGUUGCCUGCCUUGUACAAUGGGAAAAAAAACAACCAGCUCAUAGAUGUGUACUGGCUUCCAGUAUAAUAAAUAGAAUUGUAGAUAAUGAAAGUGUGUAUUGUUUUAUAACCAAAAACAGACAUGGGUGUGACUCAAGACAAGUAUGUUUUCAGACAGAAGAAUACCACGUAUAUUCAUUCAUACGCUCAUUAUUGUGUUUGUAUCCAGGGGUGGGGGCGGGGAGGGAGUGUUUUGGGUGAAAGAGGAAUGUCGGAUGUGUUUUUUGCUGAACUUUUAGAGUUUGUUAAAUGCACUAUGAAGAACCGUUCACUUGCAUCAAUCAAAAUGCAGCACUUACAUGCUUGUUCUAGCCUUAUGUGUUCUUUGCAUCCGCUGGGUUGGGCGUCCGGUCCAGAGAGCAUGCGUUAUUUUUUUAAUCAAUUUAUAUAUGCAGGCCGCGCAGCCAAAAAGCAUUUAAAAAAAAAACAAAACAAAACAAACAAAAACAAAACAAAUGAAGCGUAAGUCACAAUUGGACAGUUCAAUUAACAGCCCCAUCCUCCCCUUUUAUGUUUCUACUUCAGCUGAUUUCAGUGAAGCAAAUCCAGUGUUUCGACUUUGAAACCAAAGUCUCAGAACUCCGUAAGGAUGUAGUAUUUGAAAGUAUUAAAGUUUGGCAAACUCUCCACCACAUUGGCAGCAAUGUAAAGCAUUCCUAUGUGCACUGUAGAAUGUAGCCAUGUUGGACCUCGGUGUCAAUGAGCCUUUUGUUUCACUCCUUUUUCUUCUUUUUUUAUUUUAUCAGUAUAUGGGACUGUGGAUCACAGUUGGAUUUUUCCCAGACAUAAACAAUAGUUCAGUGUUUCUUUGGGAACGUUUUCAGACCGGUGGAUUUGUUUUUUUUGUUUGUUUUUUUUUGGGUCAGGUGAUAUUCUCAGUUGCAGCAGCUCAACUUGUGCCUUAUGUUUCCUUUCUAUCACGGAUUGCAUUUGACUGAAGGAACAGAAAGUGGCAAGGAGUGCCCUCCCGAGAGUGACCCAAGCAUGUUCACGAUUGUGCAUAUCGACCCUCGUGUCUUAUGUCAUCAGAUCCCUGACGCUGCCUGUGUCCCCUCACGUCUCUCCGUCUCUGGGCGUUCUUCUCGUUUUCUGAUCGUUUCAUCCUGACAGAGCUGGAAAGGGUGGGACUCGCUGUGUUUAAUGCGCAUCAUGUUCUGACCUAGAAACCGCCGUACAGCGGUGGCAGAAGAAGAAAAAAAACCCCCACUGAGUCAGAUCUGCUUCUGACCGGAGGUAUCGAUUCUUCUCGCUGUCUUUGAUGUGGAAUUGAACAUCACUCGCUCCUAACGAGUGAGAUAUCUGACAAAUAGAGGAACAGAAGCAGCUGUCAGGAGAAAAUAAUAAAAUAAAAAAAACACACAUAUUUGCGUAUAUUGUUUGCUAUGCAUCUGGCCAUUUACACUGGCAGUGACCUUAAACAAAAUCCAUGCUCCGGGUCCACUUUGCGACAAAGAGAAACAAGUGGUCUUAUUUGUUGAAUAAAGUGAGUUCAUGUAAGGAGAAUUGUGAAUAAUACCACUAAUAAUUUGUAAUAAUGACAAAGUUGUGCAGAAAGUGACUAUCAUUUCAAGAAAAUUAUACUUACUGCCUCUCUAUGCAGUACAGCCUUAAACAGACGUAAAACUACAGUAUUGACGUGUUGGUUGUAAAUAGUGUUUUUGUGUCCAUCGUGCAUGGAUACCAAACCAGAGACCGCCCCCAUCAACCCGCCAGAGCGCCGCCUGUCUCCACCAACACACAAAUAAAGUACCUUGGUAUCGGGCAUGGGUCGGUUUCCGAGCUUCUAAGAAACUACAGCUUCAAAAAAAAAAAAAAAACAGCUGAAGGUUUUCCUUCGUCCAGAUGGUUCAAUUGACAGAAGACGGUUUUGUCACUUUUGCUCAUGAGAAAAGUUAAAACAGCACUUUCUUUCCAGGUGUGAAAAGCAAACAGCCAUGCAGUGGACAGGAGCACGACCCAGCUCUCUUGUUAACAUGAUAAUGUUUUUAAACCACAGUGGGCAAGCUACAAUAAGCCCUUUAAACCACUUGUUUUUGGUCUCAGCUAUGUGUCAAAUUGAAAAUCAUAACUAUUUGCUAUAAAAUCCAAUAUUAAUGUUAUUUCAAAUGUAGUAAUAUAUUAUUUUAACUACUUCACUGUUCUGUUUUAAAGCAAUUAGGCCAUGCUGUGGUGUCAUAACUUAAAGUUUUUAGUUAUUAACCUGAUAUUUUUAACUGAAGGUUAUCGUGUCGUCAGAAUCUCGUACCGACCCAUGCCUAUUUGGUACGGUCAUUAUUCCAGCUCAUUAAUUUACAAAGAAUGCUAUAAUAAUCUUCCUUACUUCCUCGUGAAAGCUCUCAGAGGCCCGACUGCAGUACACUGGACCAAAAAUAGGGAUCUCUGCUGACUUUUGGCUCCUUCCGCCUGCAGCUUGAAGGUGCGUUGCUGUAGCGUGAAGAAGGCUUUUGUGUGUUGGGGGAGCUCUCAAAGGGAAAACACCAAAAAUACUCUCAACCUAAUGUUAGCGUGCUUCGCCUUGCCUUGGUAGAGGACUUUGUGUGGGUCUGUGGUGGAGGUUGGCUGUGUACCGACGGCUCCUUGCUGCGGUGGGGCGGUGGUCUCUGACGGUGGCGUUAAAGGCCCCGGGUAAUGUCUGCGCUGUCCUGUCUGUUUCGUCUCUUCCUCCACCAGCCGAUGCUCCGGUGCCUUUUAACACUGACAAGUAUUGUCCUAGUCCAGAGCUUUCAGUCGACUCGGAGACUUCAGAGGGGAUGUAGUUGUGAGUGGGGAUUCAUGCUCUCCUGUUAGCAGCCCAUCUGGCUCAGCUGGUCAAACUUUUCACGUUUUGCCGCUUCAUAACCACAAACUUCAGUGGAUGUUGUUGUAGGCUGAUAUUGGUGAGAUGAAAGGAAAACGAUACAUGGUUUUCUUUUU
Poecilia latipinna (sailfin molly) is the source of this 8753-nucleotide messenger RNA. It is a transcript of the gene setbp1, whose product is annotated as SET binding protein 1. Gene Ontology annotation, cellular component: nucleoplasm. Gene Ontology annotation, biological process: regulation of DNA-templated transcription. NCBI's taxonomy places the organism in Eukaryota, Metazoa, Chordata, Actinopteri, Cyprinodontiformes, Poeciliidae. Bases 445 to 4983 code for a protein of 1512 amino acids. The transcript is spliced from 7 exons. Gene Ontology annotation, molecular function: DNA binding; histone H3K4 methyltransferase activity. The record is from RefSeq and is a predicted model, not a curated record.